CUUCUAAUUAACAUACAAAUUAGAGUAUAACUACUUUUAGAAAUGGAAUCCCUCCAACAAGAAAGCAUCUUGAUUAACAAAGUUUGUGAAAUUUAUGAAAAAGUUUCAAAGCUAGAAACACUCAAACCUUCAAAAGAUGUCAAUAAUCUAUUGACUCAACUUGUCCUCAUGUGCAUCCCACAUUCUUCUAUCAACAUUGACACACUCCCAUUCAAUGUACAAGAAAUGAGGUCUAAGCUCAUCAAAAUUUGUGGUGAGGCUGAGGGUCAUCUUGAAGCCCAUUUCUCUACCAUUUUAGGCUCUUUCGAAAAUCCUCUACAACAUCUCACUCUCUUCCCUUACUACUCCAAUUACCUCAAGCUUAGUCUUCUUGAGUAUAACAUCCUCAACCAACAUUAUUCCUCCACAAAAGAAGCCCCAAAACGUGUCGCGUUUGUGGGGUCCGGCCCCUUACCUCUUACCUCUAUUGUCUUGGCUUCUUAUCAUCUCAAGGACACGGUGUUUCACAACUACGACAUUGACCAUUCCGCAAACUUGAUGGCCUCACGUCUUGUUUCGUCUGAUCCUGACUUGUCCAAAAGGAUGGUCUUCCAUACUGCCGAUAUAAUGAAUGUGACGGAUGAGUUGAAAGACUAUGAUGUGGUUUUCCUGGCUGCACUUGUGGGGAUAGAUAAUGAGAAGAAAGUAGAAGUAAUCGAACAUUUGUCUAAGUACAUGUCCCCGGGUGCCAUCCUUAUGCUAAGGAGUGCCCAUGGUGCCCGUGCUUUUCUUUAUCCGGUGGUGGACCCUGAAGUUCUUCAAGUUGGGUUUGAUGUUCUCUCGAUUUUUCAUCCAGAUGAUGAUGUUGUUAACUCGGUUGUGAUCACACGUAAGUUUGGGGACAUGGCGAACACUGAGCGUGAUCAUAAUCGUGGUGAAGCAGGAAUUGGCUCUAUCAUACCAUCAAGUUGCAAGUAUUGUGAGUUCCAAGCGUUCAACAGUCCCUUGAGCCGUAUGAAAAUGAUCCAUGAGUAGGUCAUUAUUUGGUCUUGAAGUUUUGAUGUUAUAUAUAUACUCAUAUUCAUGUCUAAUUAAUAGUGUGUGAUUGAAUGUUUGAGUUCUUGUGUAUUGUACUAUUGUUACUUACAUAUAUAUAAGAAAUAAAGGAUCACCUCGAUCGAUCUAUAUUUAAA
Erigeron canadensis is the source of this 1172-nucleotide messenger RNA. Its product is annotated as nicotianamine synthase-like. Lineage: Eukaryota; Viridiplantae; Streptophyta; Magnoliopsida; Asterales; Asteraceae. The record is from RefSeq and is a predicted model, not a curated record. Gene Ontology annotation, molecular function: nicotianamine synthase activity. Gene Ontology annotation, biological process: nicotianamine biosynthetic process. Bases 43 to 1014 code for a protein of 323 amino acids. The transcript has a single exon.